ACGUGGCGGCGUUUGGAGCGAUGAUCGUUGCCGUGGCAGCACAGCGAAGAUGUCGAGGAGCCGGAUUGGAUAUGCUGAAGCCUGACGGCGCUGUCCUGGCCAGGAUUCCAGUUGGAUAUGCCGCCCUGCUGUCCUUGGCGACUAUCGCGCUUGCCACAGCGAACCGUGUCAUGUACAAAGUAGCGCUGGUUCCUUUGGGGAACUACGUUUUCUUCUUGGCUCAAUUCACAACCUUCGGCUAUGUUUUUGCCUACUGGGUCGCCUUGAUCCUCAACAGGGCUAACGGCAACGUCACAGAUCAGCAGGUGGACUUUGCGCGAAAGCGCUGGGAUACAUUUGCCCGAAUAGGAUGCCUUGAAGCUGGGUCCUUCCUGCUGGGAAUGCUUGGUGCCAAAGCGCUACCAGGCUCCAUUCUGCCGGUACUGGGUCAGCUCUACCUGGUCUUUCAGAUGACCUUCUCGUCCACCUUGCUUGGGCGUAAAUACAGUUUUCGCGAACUGGCAGGAUGUGCCUUUUGCGUGUUUGGCGUCAUUGCAGCAUCGGCAGGCGGACUGGAAUCCUCCGAGGGCUUUGCGGUGUCUGCACGGCCUGCGCUGCUCUUCGUGGUCUCUUUGGCUCUGCCAGCGCUUGGGUCCGUGCUGAAGGAGGGCCUCUUCAAAGAUGCCAAGCGAGCUUGCGGAGAAGAUUUGAAUGUAUUCGUGGUGAACUCCUUGGGCUCAUCCUUCCAGGCUGCUGGUGUGUUCAUGAUGCUUCCCCUGCUGGCAUCGCUGCAGGGCGUGGGCGCAACGCCGGGCGCCAUCGGCCAGUACUUGGCCAAGGGUGCCGCGGCCUUUGGGUCUCAGCCAUUCUGGCCAUGCCUCUACCUCUUCCUGAACUUGGGCUUCAAUGUGACGCUGCUGAUUCUGCUUCGUACGACUUCGGCAGUUACGGUUUCAUUGUCCGUCGCCGCUGCUGUGCCUGCGACCGCGCUGGUGUUUGCCACCUGCGAUGUUCCUUUGCUUGGCAAGGGCGAACCCCUGGACAGGUGGUUCCUCGCGGGCCUGGUCCUGAUUGUGAUUGGGCUCGGGCUGUACCACGGUUGGCUGGAGAAGCUUUAUCCUGGUGACAGCUGGACAAGAACCGAAGCCCGGCAGCGCAUCCGUGGCAUGGCAGCAAAGCUAUCAGAGGGCCUGGUAGCCGCCAUCCGCCGCGAGGAGCCAGCGGAAUGCAACGACACGCUGCAAAAGAUCGAGAACUUCUUGGCACUCGCCAUGGGAGAUUUCUCUGCGAUGAAGGCAGCUUUCUGCUUCAACCUAGGCUCCUCCCUGGUUUUGGCCCCUGCUGUUUACAACAAGGAUGCGGAGGAGGCUGAGCCUGGUGAUGGCUCGCUGAGAGCGCUCGAGUCCCUCGACUUGGCAGUGGGUUUGUUUGGGUGGCUGUGGACUCUUCGUGGCAUGCCGGAGGAGGAGGUCAUCGCCAGGUGCGGUCUUGAUGGCUUGCAGAUGCUGGAGCUCUUACGCCUUGGGCAGAGGCUGACAGUUGUGUGGAGCUGCGUGAUCGUUUGUGUGCUUUGCCCACUUCAUUAUUACCUACACUCAUGCGCCUCCACUUCCAACGCCACCCUUCUCAGCAUGACGAGCCUGAAUGGCUUAGCCCUGGAUCGCUUGGAGAACCAGCAUCGCACUCUUCUGAUGUGGGUGCAUGCUGCUACAGUCUGGUUUGUUGUCCUUGCGGCUUCGCACGAAGUCCACGCGGCGCAGAGCCGUUUUCUGGAGCGACGCUUCGAAUGGCUGCGACAGAUUCCAGAGCCCAGAGCUACAACUUUGCUGGUGGAGAACUUGCCUCCUGAAUGCAGGUCAGACUUCGCACUCCACCAGUACUUUGCCCGACUCUUCUCGGCAGAUGCCAUUGCCAGGGCCUACAUUGUGAGGCGCACGGACCACCUGCGUCGUUUGUUCGUGGACAUGGAGCGGUCCGCAUACAACCUGCACUGCGCAGAGCUCUUGCAGCGCACGGGGCCCACCACAAGGUGGCCGCCAGAUGCCAUUUGCUGCUGCAGACGGGGUGGAUGUGAAGUCAGCUUCCACACCAGGGAGUUAGCGGCCUUGAGGGAGGCAGUUGCUGCGGAGAGACAGGCUGUGGAGGAAGCCGUAAUGGCAAUGGAUCCAAAGGUUUGCAGCUGUUCCGGCUUUGUCACCUUCACUAGCAGGAGGAUGUGUAUGCUGGCCCGACAACCGCAGUACCGAGCCGACUCCUCGCAGCUCACGGCUGUCAUGCCUCCGGCAUCCGGCAACGUUACAGCUGCACUGCUGCUGUUUCUGAUCUUCGUGGUUUGGGCCCCUCUGAUUGCAACCGUCAUGGACCGGGUGCAGCCGGUUCUCCUCAGCUUCUUUGUGGACUUCCCAGAGGUCCAGCACCUUGUGCAAGGAGUAUUCAGCACAGGAGCCUUGAAGAUAUUCAUGGCCUUCCUGCCCACGCUUCUCAUGACGAUCAUCAGCAAUGUCUUGACUCUUAAAGCUGGGACAUGGGCCCAGCUAAAGCUGCAGGACUGGUACUUCUCCUUCCAGGUGGUCUUUGUCUUGCUUGUCACCACCAUCGUCGGGACUGUCCUGGAUGUUUUGGAGAAGGUGGUCGCACAUCCUGGUGGGGUCAUCUACCUGCUUGCCGAUGCCCUCCCUGGCUUUUCGAAUUUCUACAUCAACUAUCUAAUGCUAGGAUGCCUCAUGCACGUUUUCGAUCUCUUGCGGCCCAGCUCUUUGGCCAAGUACCUUGUUGCAAGGGUCCGUGGCGAAGAACCUAUCGAUGCACGCAGGGCCAGUGAGCCAGAGGAUCAGGACAGCGAUGGGAUGGGGGCUCGCAUGGCCAAGAUCUCCCUGCAUCUGGUUGUAGCAAGCGUGUUCGCAAGCUGCUGCCCAGUCAUCCUUGUGUUUGCAUGGCUUUACUGCACUGUGGGAGCCUCCACUUAUGGCUACCUACUGGUUUUUGCAGAAACCAAGAAGCCAGACAUGGGUGGAUCCUUCUGGGUGAAAAGCCUGCGGCAUCUUUUUGCCGGGCUUGCAAUUUACGUGCUGCUGAUGGUGGGGCUGUUGAGUCGUUUAAGUGACACUCGUGAGGCGCCCUUGGUAGCAAGUCUCGCCCUGCUAGCCCUCGCUUCGGCUUUUCUUCGCUUCCGCAGCCUACGAUGGGAGACCUUACCCUUCGAGGCCCGUCACACCACAUGA
Messenger RNA from Symbiodinium pilosum, 3200 nucleotides. Lineage: Eukaryota; Dinophyceae; Suessiales; Symbiodiniaceae. The record is from the annotation of a GenBank genome assembly.